This is a messenger RNA of Dermacentor albipictus, 4410 nucleotides long. RefSeq names its product ras-related and estrogen-regulated growth inhibitor-like protein. Gene Ontology annotation, molecular function: GTP binding; GTPase activity. Lineage: Eukaryota; Metazoa; Arthropoda; Arachnida; Ixodida; Ixodidae. The record is from RefSeq and is a predicted model, not a curated record.
CAGCAGAAGCAGCAGAUCGCGUCGGCGCGGUACACACACGGUGGAGAGCGCAGAAGGAAGAAGCCGGUUUCGGGUCUGCACGCACGCCUCGGCCGCAUACAGCCGGCGUCCCGGGGAGAGGAGUGGGGGAAGGAAGAUCGCGUGCGGCACGAGCAAGGUCCUCACGACGCGGUCAGUCAGUCGGCAAACGACCGCCGAACCAGCAGGCCGCCGCAGAAAUCUCUCCCACGCGAAGGGAGCCGCGAACGAACCGAUCCCCUCCUCCUUCGCGAUCCACGUCAGGACGCGGGACACGUCGGCACGGUUCGGCCGCACGCUCGUGGACCCGGACAGGGUCUCGCCUCCGGAUCGGUCGAAGGCCCGCGCUCGCCGUCGUGCACAAGCACGCGAACCGAGAAGGACGGCGACAUCGGCGUCCGUCAGGUCGCUGGCUCCUCCUCGACGGAGUGGCCGUACUCGUCGUGGACGCUUGCUUUCGUGGACUUGGACGCCUGUGACCGGUCGCACUCAGCUUUAACGGAAGCCAGCUCUGAGAGAGAUCGUCGCUCCGGGACCCCAAGAAAGGAGUCCUGCCGCCAGAGGUCGCACAUAGACCGACUACUUCAGGGGGCAUUCGCCCGGCAUCGUGACAUCCAGGGAGGAUCGAGAAAAAGAGGAGGGGAGAAACAGAAACAGCUUCGGGCGGAGGCGACGCGAGAGUCCAUCGCCAACGCAUAUCUGCACCCCUCCAAGCCAGUGGGCUAGCAGCUCAAGCAGCCGCGGCGAACGCAUAUCGAACAGGGAAGCUCGAAUCUCGGUACGCCCGCAACCCCGAUCGCGCUCCUACGUCUCACCAACGGGAAAUUCCGCAGAGGGCACAAGCAUCGGAGAGAGGCACCGAGACACGAACGCACAGACACGCGCUCGGCGACGACCACAAGAGACGGGCAGGUGCUGCUCCGGCCUCGAAAGAAGGCUUCUGCGGCAGCAAUCACACGCAAGAGCGGAGCGAAAGACAAACGUGACGCGUUCGACGUGUGUGCCCGUGUCUUCUUGCUGUUUCUUACGACCGGGGCUCCCUCGUCGAACUGCGUUCGACAAGAAACUUAUACUACUCUUGCUCGAGGAGUAGUACCACCGUCGGCCCCUGCCACCACGUGCCUACCUGCCUGCCUACCCUGACCGUCGAGUCGCGAGAGAAACGCGCCGGCUCUUCCACUGCCGGCGAAGCGCUCACCGCAUCGGGAGCAUCUCUUCUCGGACGCUUUUUUCUCUUCUGCUGCUCCUUCCUCCUCAUCCACACUCCUCGCCCCGGCCUCUGGGAGAAGGUCAAGAGAACCACCUGGCCGACGAAGAGUGUGCGGUGCGGUGCGAAAACGUAAGCGCGAAAGCGGUUGCUCGCGAGGCCGCGCCUCUUUUCGGUUUCUUUUGUUAUUUUCUCCGGCGUGCUUCGACUCGGCCUUCUCGGGGUGGCAGCGCGCGGUGCUUGUUGUCGGCACGAGUGAGCAGGAUCUGCGUUUGACUUGGUCGGCCUAGCCAGAUCGGCGUGACACGGUUCGAGUGUGUUGUGUGUGUCGCCUGUGGGUGGUUCUCGCGCCAAUUCUAUCAGCCAGCGUCUGCUGCAAAACCUCUCGGCAAGAGUGUCGUCUGGAGCUUUCUUCGCUGCGGUCGUCUGUUCAGUGGCCUGCUUCGUUGUGACUUUGGAAGAAGAAUGGCGGCGCAGGACUUUCGUCUGCAGUUGCUGAAGUGCUGAAGGGGCCACGUUUUUGGGGGAUCGAAGAAGGCAGGCACCGCAACAGACAGCAGUUAAAGACGAAAAAUUACAGCGACGAUGACCAACAGAGUGAAUCGCAUCAAGGUCGCCGUCCUUGGCGGGCCCAGGUCUGGAAAGUCUGCUGUCACGGUGCGAUACCUCACAAAGCGGUACAUAGGAGAAUACAGCUCAAGCAAAGACAUGCUGUACCGGCACAACGUGACAUUUGACAACGUGGCGACAGACGUCGAAAUACUGGACUCGUCGUGCUGCAUGGUGACGGGCUGCCUGUACGACCACAUCACGUGGGCCGACGCGUUCGUGCUGGUGUACAGCAUCUGCGAGCGGUCCAGCUUCGACCAUGCGCGAGCCCUCCUCGAGACCCUUGUGGCGGUUCGAGGGGCCCGCUCAGCGCCCAUGAUUCUGCUCGGCAACAAGCGAGACCUGGAGCACUGCCGCCAAGUGGGCGUCGAUGACGGCCACGAGGCGUCGCUUCAUUUCCACUGCCAGUUCUACGAGGUGUCGGCGGCCGAGAACUACGUGGGCGUAUCGCUGGCCUUCCAGAGCUUGAUCCGCGAAACGAGAGCCUUGCAGGCACUCAGGACUCUGCCAAUACGCCGCAAGGCGGGCGCCGCCAUGACAGUGUCGAAGAUGAUCGGCAUCGUAUUCGGCAAGUCGCACAAGUCCAACCGAAACGGAAAGAAGAGGCCCUCUUUGUCCAUUUGAGACUCGGCAGAAUGGGUGGCGACCCGUUCAGCUCUUGAUUAAGUUGUCCUUCUUCGUUCCGUUGGGCUGCCGAGAGGCUCGCUGCGGGCGCGUUUGUGAUGUGUUGGUGAACGGUGGGACUGCCAGAAGGCAAAUUCGACAAACUCAACGGCUGCACGAUUCGGCAAAUGGUGGAACCAUUGUGGAACAAUGAACUACGUUGGGGACUUCGAGAGUGCCCGACAAACAAUUCAUUUGUGAUGUGGGCGCGACAAGUAGUGUUUACCAAAUAGAGCCCCGGUGACGUCCUGUUAGCCACGAUAGUUCCGAAACUGCACAGAGCAGCGUGAACGUGACUGGUGUGUAUACAAACAUGAGGAACACGAGUGUAGCGCCUGAGAUUCGUGGCACUUUGUGAGCGGACAAUGACUGAGACUGGAGGGAAGUGAUCGUUGCUGGAAUACUGCCCGAACGUUGCUGACUUGUGUGUACCAUGCUUCGGUUGGCUGUGUUGUGGACGUUUUUGCCAUGAUAAACGCUCGGUGUUCUGCGCCCAGCUCCAAUAUGGUAGCGACAGCGUACCAACAGCUCGAGCAGUACCUUCAAGAUUCGUGGGUGGCCCUGAGGUCUCGUGUAAAUUUGAACUUCAGUGUUGAGAGACGCUGACACAUUGUGAAAGUAAGCGGAUGAGUGUUCUGGUGAACUGUGUGUGAUUUACGUGUUGUGAUGUGUAGUGUUCACAAUGCUGAAUAGCGUGACGAAUUACCCUGUUCAUGUUCCAUCUGCAGUGGCUAUGCUUGCGUGGUCUGCAAGUAUGUUUGGUCUCAUAAUGGCAGUUCGUGAGGUAUCCUGCAUUUCGGCUGUGGUGAACUGUGGCAAAUCGUGAAGAGAUGGUGGACGAGACAGCCCCUCUCUGACCUGCAAGUGGAGCAGCGAAAGUUGCGGAAACCCUUUGCAAGGACUGCUGGUGACGAAUUCUUUUAAAUGAAUAGCCGUCUUUCUAAAACGCACUCCAUUGCAAAGCACCUGACAAAGAAUUCACCCAUUACCACCGUGAAAAGGUUUCACCAGUGUGUCCCAUUGUUCAUGGCAGUCCCAGUGGGAUAAGUGUGGGAUAAUGGGGUUAAAUUUCUCAUGGUUUCGCGACUGCAUUUUCAAGCUUCCAGCUUCCUCCAUAAUUUCUGUCGGGAUCGACGCCUAUUGAACUGCUGACGCAUUUUUCUUUCUUGAACUGCUUUAGUGAAUUCUAUUUGCAAGGCUACAAAGUAGUGAUUGCAGAUUGUGAUAUUGUGAUAUUAUUAUAUGAGAACGGUGGUAGUAAAGCUGAUUCAAUUCAGCUGCUUGCCAACUUGAAGCAGUGAAAAAGAAGUGGAAUAUCCGAUGUUCACUCAUGAACAUGCUUACCACUAGUUUCAGGCAUGUACACACGAGGGGAAAGCAGCUGCAACUUAGCGCGCGCUGUCUGAAGCUUUGGAAGUUACUGAAGCCAAAUACGCAGCGUCCUUACGGUGCUUCGAGGUUCAAAUCCCCGGUUACUUCACCUUCCAAAAGCAAUUGGGAUCGACGCAGCCCCUGCCAAUUUAUUGGGAACCACAUUGCCGGAAACAUGGCUUGGCUGUUAAAUAGAACAAAUGUUCUAAAAAAUUAGAAUCAGAAAAGCUCAUUAUCAUAGUAAUUGCUUGGCAUCAAUAACAAAUAAAUUUAUUCCACGGUUAACAAUUUUUAUCUUCAAGGUCAAGCCUAAAUAAUUGCACCUCACUUCUGUACAGAAUCGGUAUGAUAUAUUAAAGAUACAUUGACGACACAACACAAGGAAUUAGCUAGAGAUAUCGUUCUCACCUCGCACCUGUCUCAAUUACGCAACCUCACCAGCGACUGGAACGAACGAGUCUUGCACUUUGUUUCUGCCCGAAUAUACAAAGAAGCCAUGCAAAAUUAGCGGGCGUUGCUUUAUAUCUGAGGGCAAGUCUUUA